Messenger RNA from Microplitis mediator, 1515 nucleotides. RefSeq lists its product as uncharacterized. Lineage: Eukaryota; Metazoa; Arthropoda; Insecta; Hymenoptera; Braconidae. Bases 214 to 897 code for a protein of 227 amino acids. The record is from RefSeq and is a predicted model, not a curated record. The transcript has 2 exons.
UUUAGAAAUAACCAGUAGUGGGAGAGAUUUCCGAGGUUCAUUCUCUCUCCGGCACAAGUUGAUUUACGUUUACGUAAUUAACCGUCGACUUUUUAAUCUGCUUGUGUUUUUAUUUUAACAAUUGAAUUAAAAACUAGUUUGGGGUCAUUGUUGUGAUUGUUGGCAAUUGUUUGAUUACUUUCUUUACAAUCAUUCAUUGAUAUUUUUAUAAAAAUGAGCGAUGAAAAAAAUACAAACCUUACAAAAUUUUGUGAUAAUGAAUUACAAAAUGGUGGGAUUCAAAACUACAAGGCGUUUAUUUAUGAUGUAACAAUAAAAAUUUUAUUUGACGGCGAAUCAAUUAAAAGUUUUUACGACGUCAAUGAGGCGUCAAUGGCUACCAUUAUCGGACAAAUAAUUCAUAAAUAUAAAAAAUGGGGUGUAGCGAGUGAAAUAAUAAUGAUCGAUUUAAUAAAACGGGCUGAAAAAUUGCGACCUAAUCGAGGAUCUGCUUUAAAUAAACCACCCCCGCCACUGAAAUGGGAGACAAUUCUUCAUGCUAAAGGAUAUUACUGCGGAAAAGAAGUCAUUGGAGAACUUCCUAUUGUUUACGAUUGUCUUUCAUAUAUGGGAUUGAUGGAACCACUAAAAUCUCCGUUGAUACCAGAGCCGAAACACUAUUCGAUGGUAUUGAAUUACUCGGCAACAUUUUUUUUAAGUCCCGCAUUGCAAGUCGCCAAACCAUACUAUCAAGCCCGCGGAUUCAUUCAUCAAAAUGCACCAGCUUCAAAUAUUGACUUUCGUAAAUUUUGCAAUGCUAUUGAUUAUGAAAAUCCUUAUAAUAAUGAUAAAGUAUGGGAAGCAUCAUUGAAACAAAUUUUAAUUUUGAAAAAUUUAAAAUCUGGACUUAAUUUUUAAUGACUUUUUUUUACGUCAUUUAUUUUUGUACUUAAUUACUAUUUAAUAUAGAGUAUAAAUGCACAGAAAAAACGGAUUUCUUGGCACAAGAAUUAUUUUGUAUAACAAAAAUUUUCUCAAAACUAAAAAAAGUCCAAGUAUUGGCGCAAGAAAUUUUUUUUUACAAAAAAUUUUUCUCUUCAUGAUGCAAAAUUUUUUUUGGGACGAGUAAAAAUUUUUGUGCCAAGAAAUCCUUUUUUUUUUCUGUGACAAAGAUGAUUUUUAAUGAAACUUUUUAAAACAGAAAUUUAAAGACGAAAAGUGUUUGAAUAAUAAAAUUUAUUGCCAGUUCAACAUAAAAAUAUUUAACAAUAUACUAGUACUUAUUAUUUUUAUGACUAGAAGCUAAAGUACUCUAAUAUUAAAGUACUCAAAAAAAGAGGAAUUCUUGGUGUAAAAAGUUUAUUUCAUGAAGAAAUACUUUUUUUCUAUAUAUGGUACCUUUACACUCAUACUUUAAGUAAAAUAUUAUAAAUUAAUAAUAAUUUUUAUAGUCUAUUAUUAUUAUCAUUUAUUUUAUUAAGAGAUUAUUCUAAAGUUUUUUGUUCUCUUUUAUUUCAUUCUGAAAAAAAAAAAAAA